Messenger RNA from Besnoitia besnoiti, 13893 nucleotides. RefSeq lists its product as uncharacterized. The coding region runs from base 1 to 13893 and encodes 4630 amino acids. The record is from RefSeq and is a predicted model, not a curated record. Lineage: Eukaryota; Apicomplexa; Conoidasida; Eucoccidiorida; Sarcocystidae. The transcript has 9 exons.
AUGGCGAGCGCCGGUGGCGGCUUGUUCGGCUCCAGCCAGCCGGCUUCUUCGCGCUUGUUCGGCGGGGGCACAGCACCGGCUGCAGGCGUGUCCUCCCAGCCGUCUGCGUCCAAUGCGCAAACCGCACCGAGCACGUCGUUGUUUGGAGCCACUGUGUGUGCAGCACCAGCAGAUGCCACAAAAGGCACGCAACAGGCAGCCGCUGGCCAGCCAGGGAUUGCAGCUCCGUCGAAUCCGUUGAACGCAGGAAGUUCGCCAUCAUUUUCUCGACCCAAGUCGGCAUGGGGAGGUCGCCAGUUUGAGCGUCUAUACACGCAGGUUGUCAGCCCCGUGGUGCAGAAAGGGUCUGCUUGGCCAUCGACAAGCCAGCUGAGGGAGAGACUUGAAGAGUUGCAGGCAGCCGCACUGUCCGCAGCUUCACCUGGUGGCGCAGCUGGCGCAGAGGCAUCUCAGUUCCUCCCUGGCGGCCGAAGUGACCACGAGGAAACCUCCCAGAACCCGAAUGCAGGCUCGAGGCCUAAAGGGUGUCUGGGGGAAGCGUCGGCGUCUGCGAGGGAGGAUGCGGAUUAUGCGGCGGCUGUGGAGCAAGAACAAGCGACCGUGCGGGCUCAGCUGGAGUCUGUGUUGGCUUUCGAACGCUCGGCGCUGGAGAGCAUUUUGCUCUUUGAGGAUGCCUUUGCGAAUGUGCUGGCGGUUCCUGAGCGCCAAGUUUCCGUCUCGCCUGCUCAGCUGGAGCAGUUUGCUAGGGAGAGUUAUCCAGGAUGGGAACGACUGUGUAACGACGUCGACCAGUUCUCGCAGCUCCACAACUUGGACCAGUUCCUCUGCUUUUCUCUCGCGUAUGACGCUGUCCAGAUCCUCCAAGAGUCUUCUUCACCCUGCUGGUCCUCUCCAUCCCCCGUUGUUUCUCUGGCGCCAUCGUGCGCCAACUCAGAAGCGUCCGCCAACGGCGACGUGGUGUGGGAUCCGCAGCUGAUUCUUGCGGCUCUGCACAGAGAGCAGCACUUCCAUCUUCUCUGUCUCUUCCAGUUGGCUACCGCGCUCUACGUGGAGGACUCGCUAGGCGUCUACGGCACCGUCGAAAGUGCAUGCAACCCUGUGGCUGUCUCAGUUUUCGCCCGCCUGGCCCGCCAGGGCUUCGUGGGAAACCUCCUCGACCGGAUCGGGUCCCUUGUCUCGACGCUGGUCUGCCCUCCUUUGCUUCUUCCCACGACGUCGUUCGCGAGUGCUGCGACACCGUCGCCGUUGGCUUCUCAUAGCGGAGGCGUUCUGUUCCGGGGCGCUACGCCCUACUACGGCGCGCUUCUUUCGCCGUUUCCUUCCACCCUUUCUCUCGCUCUCGCUGCCACGCGCGAGUCUUUGGAGCAAGGGCCAUCCGAGGGCGGCGCAGCGCCGGCAGCCUCGGCGUUGGCGGCCGUCUCAGAAGUCCAGGCCACGGCCCUCCUCGACCAGUGUCUCAAAAUCCUGCAUCUCUUCUUCGCGCGCUUCCAGCCGAGCAUGCAAGAUGUGAAUGACGUCCUUUUCCUCAUCCCCCACGUCCUCAAUCCGCACGCGAGUGUGGAGACCGCUCGGGCCGACGGCCGCUUGGAGAAGAGCUCGUCCGUGGGCGCCUAUGAGCUGGACGCCAAGUUCCACGCCGCGCUCUGCGCCCUCGCAGAGCGAGAAAGAGGCUCGUUUUUCUCCGGGAGGGACCGCGUGGAAGGACUGCAGAGCGUACAGACAGCUUGGGAAAGCAACGAGAGACACGCCAAAAUGCUCUACGGGCAAGACGCGCUGAAGAGAGUCAACGGAGGCGGGACUGCCUUCUUCGCAAGUCUGCAGAUUCUCUCGCGCCCUCUGUCCUUCCGUCUCGCAGAGAUCCUUCUUCUUGCUCUGCAUCCUAAGCUGCUUCGGUGGGACGUCAGGACGGGGGAAUCGGCGGCCGAGCCGAAGAAAACAGUCAGCACCGAAGGCGAGGGCAAGGAAUUUGCGUUUCUCGCCCUGCCGUCUCUCACGGAGCUGAACCCCAUGAGCAGCCCCCAAGACAUCCAGGAAUGCCAGCGAGAUGUUGUGUACGACGAGAAGGAGCGCGGAGAGGUCUCGGCGCGAUUUGUCCUUCCGGCGUCGGUUUCGGCGGAGAAGAAAGCGGGGGAAGCAGCGCAGGCGGGGGAAGCAGCGCAGGCGGGGGCCACGUCGCUUGCGAGCCUCAUCAUUCCAAAGGACGCAGGAGCGUUCUACGACAAACUCGCCAAGCUUCAUCGUGCGGGUCAAGAAUUCUGGCGUGACGACGGGGGCCUGGACUGCCUCCUGCGUUUCCUCAUCAGCGGGAUCUACAUGGCUGACGCGCGGGUGGCACGGGACGCACUUUCUGCUUCGCCGAGAAAUCUGUUCGCGUUGCUAAGCGAAUUGUUCCUUCUCGGGAAAUCUCCGCUGGACGCCGUGGACCUGCUGUCUUUCCAGCUCGUCCACGAGUUUCUUUGGCUGGGCUUCGUGUCCUCCUCUCCGGCAGCUCCCUCCUUUUCUUCUCCGCUGCUAAGCGAGGAGGGCCGGCCGUCGCUCUUGACGCACCUGGUCGAGGUGGAGGCGCAGCGCGCGAGGUCGCGGAGCUUCUCUUGGAUGAUCGAGGACUUCCGCGAGGAGGAAGAGGAGACUCCUUUUUCGUUCUCCUCUCCGUUGUCGCCCUACGAUUGUUUCUUCUCCAAGCACAGUUUCCUCGGCUCGCCGCUUCUCCAGUCUGACGGCGGCGCGUCGCCCUCGAGCUUCAUGCGAGGCGCCGACGACGACGAGGCCGCGGAGGACGGCGGUGAGCGGCUGCUGACAGGGGGGCGGCGCGGGCAGAGGGGCUGGGCCGCGUCUCUCUUUACUUCUUUCUUUCUCGGGGAAUCCGAGGAGAAGGAAGAGAGGCGACGAGGGCGAGCUGCGCGGCUCGCGUUUCUGAAUAAGGAAGCCCACGACCGCGGGGCGGACGAGUGCCCGGGGCACCUUCUCGCUCUGCUCAAACUCGUGGCGCUCGUCUGCCGCGCCUAUCCGGCGGCGUGCACGCACUAUACCGACCUCUUGUCCUACUGUAUUGAACGCUUUUCGUUUCUCUUUGACACCCCGUUCUACGGCGACGAGGGCGUCGACGGGCCUCUGGGGGCGCCUCGCGGCCCGGUGGCGGGUCCGGGCGCGUCGUCUCUUUCUGCGCUGCUCCCGCACGAGACGGACUGCCCAAAUUUCACCUCGGCGUUCGCCCCGCUCGCGUACGACGACGCGGACGCAGUCCCCCCCGCCGCGGCCCUUCCUCUGUCUGCGCCGUUCGCCGGCUAUCCUGACAAGUAUCCGUUUUCCUCGCCUUUUGCAUCUCCCUUCGUCGCUUCCGCGGCCACGAAGCCCACCCCUGGUGCGGCGUAUUCUUCGUUUUCGCCCACCACAGGAGGCCCCGCAGACACGCUAAUCGGGCGCGAUCGAUGGGGCGCCGCGCCUUCUCGCUCCCCGGAACUCAGCGUCGUCAACGCGGCCGCCCGCGCCUUGGGAGUCAGCCUGGCACUUCAUCCCCCUCUGCUUGUCGCUCUCUUAAAUCUCUCUUCCGUCCUCGCGAGCCGCGGGGGUCCGCUGGUGGCGCAGCGCGUCGCCGCGAACUUCGGGACGCCCCUUCGGCCUUCGCUGCGGUUUUCUCGCCUCUUCCUCACGCUCUUCCAGCAGUUGGAGGCCGCGCUGCGCGGCCAGUACGCUGCGCUGCCGCAGUACUUCUUCUUGGCGAAGCACGCGGCGUUCCCGGCCUCCUCUUCGCUCGUCUCCGCGCUCGACGUGGCGCCGUCGCAGUCCAGGGGGGCUCUACCGCACCACCUCGCGCUCCUGGGCCCCCGCGGCCUUAGCUCGUUCCGCGGUUUCGAAGAGAGACAGAGGGACGACUUUGUCUUCUCGGCUGCGCGGCACGAGGGCAGCAGGGCCUCCUCUUUGGGGCGGCGCCCUAGCGACAUGGGCGGCAGGGGCGAGUUCCUCAGUGGUAUGCUGAGGGGAGACAAGCACGUCCAGCUUCUCGACAAGAGCAAAAGCUUCCCCAGAGGUCUUCUCGCGUGCCUGGAAACGUGUCUGCGUCUGGCGGGCAGUCUGUCGAACUCGUUCCUUCUCUAUCUGCUGCCGCUCCCGUUCCCCACGCUGCCCGAGCGGCUCUACCCCGUCCUUCCUGCCUCUUCGCCUCCCGCGGAGCCCCUCGAGGCGCAUCGCGACGUCGCUGCCCGCCAACCCUUCGGCUCCGCCGCGCAUGCAGGCCCGCAUGCCAACGGCGGCGCGCCGAGCUCGUUCGUCGACGACUGGGCCGCACCCCGUCGCGACGGCAGGCAUCUGUUGGAUUUCCUUUACGCGCUUCUGCACAUGAACUCGAACAACAGAAGCAUCAGUUUGGCGGGCGUCAAAGCCGCCUGCCUCGAGGCGCUGACGGGGAACCUCGUGCGGAACCCGUCGGCGUCGCUCUCCGUCCUUCUGCAGCUGAGCGUGAUGAUCGAUUCGCUCCGGCGCGACCUGAAUCUCCCCGCCGACAAGGCGCCGUCUUUCGCUGGGGACACAGCGGCCGAGAAGAAAGAGCGAGAGACCUCCUUCUUCGCGCCCUCCGCCCCGGUCGUCGCGGACGAGGGCCGGCUGCUUCUCGCCUUCACGACGUGCGUGGCGUACCACCUGCAGGUUGUCGGCCUCAGGCGCCGCUUCGACGCGAGCUUGGCGGCCUUCUGGUCCUGCCUGGACUCCAGCGGUGCUCCGGACCCGGAAGGCCUCCGCGACCGCAACGCGAGGGGCGCGUCGCCCUGCUCGGAUGCGCGGAGCCGCUCUGGGGCUGAAGGCCGCAACGAGCAGAAAGUGGAGUUCCUCUCCGUCGACGACGCCGACAAGAGGCGCUCCCCGGCCCCUGGGUACGACGCGACGGGCGGGACGGGGGCAGCGGACGACGAGGCAGGCUACCGCGGCAUGGGACCCAGACGAUGGUCGCCAGGCGAGAGCGGACGCGGCAGCGCCCUGUAUCCGCUCUACUGCGAGCCCGGCAGGACCCCGGGCUCACGUGGCGCGUCGCCGGUCGCGGCCGACGGGGCCUUUCCGCAGGAGCGCAGCCACGACGGCGCAGCGACGCGAGAUGAUCUGCCUUCGUUGGCGGGAAGAAGCGACCGCGAGGCGUCCCUCCAUGCCCUCGUUGCGUCGCACCUGACGCGGUUGACGGCGUUUCUGGUCGAGAUCUUCGUCACGGUGUUCCGCGAGCCCUUUCACCAGGCCUGGCAGGUGCUGCCGCAGACGCGCUACUGGCGCCUGGCUGUCGUUCUCCUCAGAUCCUUCCGCCUGCUCCUCCGCGGGCCGCUCCCGCGCACGGGCGCGCGCCGAGUCGACGCAGCUGUCCGCGAGCCGUUUGCCAGUUGCCGCGGCGCGAGUGCGGGGGCGACGACGUACCUCUUUCGCGCCUUUCUCUGCCUCGAGUCGGAGGCCUUCGACGCCCUGAUGAAGAUCUCUUGCUUCCCAAACGCCUCCUCACGGCUCUCGCUCUCGCUUGCCAGCUUCCUCCUCUCGUCGCAGCAGAAACGCAAAGGUGCCGCCGCCGCACGCAGCCCCUUCGCGGCUACGUUCGCCGCGUCGCCCUUCGCGUCGUCGUGGACCACGGGCGGCGCGUUUGCCUCUGGGACUGGCCUCAGCAGGCACAGACAGAGCGAGAGUGGCGCAGGCAGGAAUCUAGCUCCGGGGCUGCCUGGCAUGGUUUCCGGCGCGUGGGCUGCGCGGAGCGUGCUCGCGGAAGAAGUCGCCGUCGUCGGCCUGGACGUGUUGCGAGUCCUCUUCCAGCGCGACGUCCUCUUUCUUCAGUUCUACCGGCGGCAGGCGACGCUGCAGCUGCAGGAGGCCUGGGAGAAGAGCCGAGACCGAGCCUCGGGAGGCGGAGGCGACUUCACUGCAAGAGGCGACCCGGAGCACAGCGGUGCAGACGCGUACCUCUCCUACGGCCGCGACGGCGGCGUCGCGCCCUCUCCGUCGCCCCGCCUUGUCUAUCCUCAGGGCAGCGAGGACGGCAGGAGGAACCUCCGCGAAGCGGAGGGCCGCGGGGGGGGCGGGGCUGCGUUGCCCUCGGCGUCUCCGCACUCAAGCGGCGGCCAGCUCGACGUCGCGGCCGGCGCUGGCGAAGGAAGUCCGCGCUGGGCUCUCCAAACAGCGGAGACCGCUGCAGCGGACUGUCUGCGUCUUCGGUUUACCCACGAGCAACUGGCGCGGUCGGCUUCCUCUCUCGUUAACGAGCUGCUGUGGACUUCUGCGUGCGCGCUGGGAAUCGCGCUCUCGCCUGCGCGUCUCGGGGGUCGCGAGAAGCCCUACGCGGGCAAGAACAAGCCCCCGCCCUCCGUGCCCUCUUUUGCUUCGCUCUCUUCGUCUCUGUCAAUUCCGCCCUUCUCCUGGUUCGUUCUUGUCCACCUGGGCGGCGCCGGCGCGAGCGUCGCCGGCUCGCUCGCCUCUGGCUCUGCGUCUGGGCUCUAUCCGUUUUCGUAUCCUUCCUCUUUGCUCCGCGCCUGGAAGCUCGGGCUCUUCACGCUGCACCAGCUGAGCGUGCGCGACGUCAGCGGUCUGUCGUCGCUCUUCGCCACCUUCCCGGGGAUUCUCGAGGCCGCGCGGGAGACUGUCGCCCUCGCGCUUCUCAUGACGCCCUCGCCUUUUCUCGCCUCCAUCGCCGCGGCGGACUGCGAAGAAGACGGCAUCGUCUUCGGGCGCGGUCUCGGCGGCGACGACGAGGCGAGUGACGUGGAGGGAGGGGCGCGGUGGAGGCGGGAGGCGCAGGACGCGAGUGGGCGGCCGCGGAGGAAGUGCCGAGCCCGCCGAAGGCGAGAAUGCGGCGCGGGCCUUUUCCUCCCGCACGUGGCCGCCGACCGCGACGCGGCUUGCGCUCCCCAGCCGCCGUUAGGCUCUGAGGAAGGCGCUGUCUCUUCAGAUGAGGAGGAGACGUACCCGGCGCCAGUUCUGCCGUCGGCGGAGGCCCUCGCAGACCCGCUGUACGCCGCGUCGUCGCUGAGCAGCUUCUUCCUCGAAGUGCCCUCGACGCAGCAGAAGAAGGCGUUGCAUCGCGCGCUGACAUCGCAGAGCGCGGCCGACGACAGGGAGCGCGAACGCGAGUCGUGCUUGCUCGCCACGCUUCGUCGAUCGUCGUUUCUCCAGAGAGCGCCCGAGGACGCGCAGGGCGCCUCCGCCUUGUGCGACUCCCGGCGCGGGCGGGAGGCCGAGGGCCGUGUUUGCUCUUUGCAGUCUCCGCCGGGCGCCGGGGGGAGACGCCUGUCCGCCGGAGGGCCCGCGCCCUCGACCGGGCAGGGCUCCUUUUCCACGUUCCCCCUUCCCGCGCUGGCUGACGCGGCCUGCGCGCUCGCAUCGCCGUUGGAGCGGAGGCUGAACCUGUCCGCGUCGUCGGCGGCGGAGCAGUUGCUGCUGUCGGGAGGCGAGGAGGCGGGCGAGGAGGCGGGAGUGCUUGUGGAGAAGCGCGACGAGGGCAUGGCGCAGGCUAGGCGGCUUUUCCGCUCGGGGCUGCGGCACGCGUUCUACGCGGAGGUCCGCGAAGUCGACGAGUUCCACUGCAUGGGCAACAUCCUGCCUGCGUCCGCGGUCUCCACCGCGCUGCCCAUUCGCAGGGACUUGGAUAAAAAGUGGCAGCACGUCGAGGAUGCGAUCGUCGAGUGCACUGACCUCGCCGCAUGGCGAGCCCUCUGCGUGCAGGAGACCCUCCAGCUGCGGAGAGCCGCUGUGGCGCCUCCUCCUCUUUUUCACGCCGCUCGCUCGGCUGCGGACCCACGCGCCGACUCAGAUGACGAGGGGCCCGACGACGAGCGAGUGGGCGCAGGGCGGCUCUGGGAUGAGGAGGACUUUGUGUCGCUGUUUCCCUGUCUCGCGUCGCUCUUUGCGGGCGCGCGGCCUUUAGAGCACGCGACGAAGUGGGUCGACGCGGCGUAUCUCCGAGAAGACGGCGAAGCGCCUCCCAGCGCGUGGAUUUUGCCGCCCUACCAGCCGCCAGGGGCGCCGAUUUUCGCCUACAACGCCGUCCCCGCCAACUUCCACAGUUCAGCGUUCCACGCGAUUUCCUUCCGCCGACUUGCGCUCUUGCUUCUCCACUCUGGCGUCCAGCGCGCCUGUCUCCUCGCGUCUCCCUCGCGGUCGGCGCUCCCCUCCCGGCGCCUCGGGGGCGACCUGCUCGCCUCGUCAGGCGCUGACCCGCACGGGCGCGAAGGCGGCCACCGAACGGAGGGCGACGCAGCCCGUGGCGCCGUGCGUGUCUCCAGUUUGGGCGACUUGAGCGCCAAGGCCGGAGACCUCGGAGACCCGUCGGCUGCUGUAUCGCAGCGUCGCUUCCUGCCACUGGCGCUGGCUCUGCUGGGCUUCUCCGCGGUUUCGGACUUCGUCUCGCCCGCAGCCCCUUCCCACGACAAGUUCGUGCUGCUCCAGAGCGUGUCGCGCACCUGUCCCGCGGCGCUAGCCACGCUGGCGAACGCGGUCUCGGCCGCGCCGUCGCCGUCUUCGCUCGCGGAUGUCUCGUCGCGUGCCACCCGCAACCUAGGUCUGCUCGUCGCAGAGGAGAUGGAAGGCGCGCGGGCGAAGCGCGCCACGAUGGAGGGCCGCGUGCUGCCUGCGCCCUCGCUCCUCGCGGCUGCGAGCCCUUCGGCCUCCGUGCUGCCUGUGCUGUGGUGGCGCGGCGAGGCGGAGACGGCGUCGAGCGCGUCCGCGGGCGCAGGAUGCCCUGCCGGCGGCGCCGGGAGGGGACUCGGCGAGGUAGCCGCGGCACUGAUGGCGCUUCUUCGCGAGAGCCCGCGGUUCGAGGUCUUCGACGCAGACCUCGGCGACGCGCACCCGCAGACGCUGGAUCCCGUCACAGGUGUGUUCGCGCAGGAGAGCGAGCGCAACCGAACUUUUUUGGCGAACUACGACCAGCACUGGGAGUACCUGAAGACACUGCAGAUUCUGCACCUGUUGUGCUGCACAGAGGCCACGCAGGCUGGCGCCCUGCAGCUCCUCGCCAGCCAGUGGCCGCAGCGGUAUCGCCACCUCGAGGCGCUCUCGACCUGCAUCCGCAGCGUCUCGCGGUUUCCGCUGCUCCUGCGGCCUCUCUUUCUGCUGGAGCUUGCGUCGGUCGCCGAGAUCUGCGCAGUCGAAAUCCGCGAGAUGCUCCGCAGCGUCGCCACCGCGCGGCCCUUCUUCGCGCGUAACUUCCUCGCGUUGGCGGGCGCGAGGCCCGCGCCAGAAGGGAGCGAGAAGACCGCAGCGGGGGCGGGCGAUCCCCAGGCGAAGAGAGCAACCCCGGCGAAUGAGGACAGCAAGGAGGCCUUCCUGUCGUCGCCGCAGGACCUGAUCAACGAUCUGGUCUUUGUCGCUUACCUUCUGCUGCACCCGAAUGCCGCCGCGCCGGGCGAAGAAAGAGACGUGCUCUCGGCGUUCUCUAGACUGCUUUUUGCGUUCGAAAAGAAUGCCCAGGCGCCCUCGCUCCUCAGCUCGCUCGGCGCCACGCUGCAGGGCGCUGCCGAGGUUGCCGCGAACUCAGGCGACAGCGAGAGACAGGCCCUCGCGGGCAGCAGCGGCGGGUCGCCCAAGCCGGGGCGACUCUUUGACCGGUUCCUCGCAUUCCAGCGACGUGUGCGCGACGGGCAAGGAGAAAAGGGCGGCAGAGAACGAGAAGAAGAGGAGCGCUUCCUUUGGAUGAAACGCACCGGCGUCACGAGGGCCGUCGCACGCUUCCUCGAACUCUGCGAAUGCGGGCUGCGAGUGCAGUGCUGCUCGCCGGGAGUUGCGAGUCCCUCGGGCCCUUUGUCGGCGGCGACGCUGUUGGAUCCCAUGCUCUUCUUGAAGCUCCGAGACAGCAUUCUCGCUCCGCUGGGCUCGCGGCAGCUGCUGCGCAGAAGCGUCCGCGAAGACCCAGAGGCAUUGCUUCCGUCGGCAGUCCAGCGGAUGCGGACCUUCGCGCAGGAGGGCGCGGCUGCAGCGCCGCGCGCCUCCUCCCUCGAGGCGCAUCUGUGCGACGACCCAGCGCGGGCGUCGGCGCUGUUCCCGUCCGCGUCGCCACUGAUGCAGCUCCUCGACGCCGGCGAGCGGCGCACGCUGUGGAAGCGCCAGCCUGACCUCGUUGCGACCGUUUUGACAUCUCUUUGGAUCGACAUCUUUCACGCAAACGUUUCCAAGUUCACUGCGCUCUCGCUCCAGGCGGCUCUCGACUCGCUGCCGAGCUUGGCGCGCGCUUGCUACGCGCUGCUUUCGCCAACUUUUCUCCAGCUUUCUUCCUCUUCCUCCCCCCCGGCUCUCUCGCGCGCGCCGUCGCCGUGGACUGACUCCGCGCUGACGGCGUCUGCGCCCUACUCGCGGCUGCAUGUCGCCGAGCGGUGUCUGGAGACGCUGGAGCGACUCCUCGCCCCCCACCUGGUCACCGACUACUCGAUGCCGCAAGUGUUCGGCUUGGCGCUCUUUUUCCACGCUUCGCUGUCGAUCUGGUGCACAGACACCUUGCUGGUCAGCGAGGAGAUCCAGGAGGCCGCUGCGGCGUCCUCGCGGCGAGCAACGGCCGGGUCGACUGGUCUCGUUGCCUCCCGCGCGCAGCCUUCCCCUCAGCUCGCGGCGUCGCCGCUCUUUUCGACGGCCUUCCCCACGCAGCUCGCCACGCUGGUGGCGCGCCUCCUUCUCGCUCUUGCGGACGCCCCCGCGCACUCAAAACAGCUCGCAGCCGACCAGGACAGCAGCGCUGCCUCGCCAGUGGAAGCCUCGGCAGCGGUUGCGACGGCGUGGGCGGUUCGCGCCAUGCUGUACGAUGCGCUCUUCCUCCUCUUCCGCCUGCCGCUGUUCCUUACGCCUCUGGAGAUCGCGAGCGCUGGCGGGGCGGCCGCGGCUGCAGGGGCGACCGCCUGCUGGGCGAGGGAGAGCGUUCCCAGCGGCAGCUCGGCGAGCGUGAGCCGGAUCGCGGUCGCUCUCCUGUCUGUCCUGAACCGCGAGCCGACGUCCCGGUCGCAGCUCUUCCAGCUUUUGCUACAGGAUUCUGUUCUCGCGCUCAAGACUGGCGAGUCUCACGCGGCGCAUUCCUCGCCCUUUGAGAACGACGCGAGGCGCGGGCGUCUGUCGGCAACGAGCGAGAGCCUCUUCCUCCGCUUCCUCUCGACCCAGGGGCCUGCCGGCGUGCGCGGAAGCGCCUGGCGCUCCUUCCCGCAGGCGCCGCUGGGCCUGUCCUCGCUCCCCCCUGCGCCGCUCUGUCAGCCCUUCACCGCGGCGCUGGACAGCGAGCUACAUGAAGCCGCGCGAAAGCUUCUCCUUCCCUCGGCGCCGGCCUUGCUUACGCUUGGAGCCACGCGCGGGCUCACGGCGCUGCUGCAGGCUGCGUUGCUCAGUCAGCUGCAGGGUGUGGGCGAGACGCGCCUCUCGGCUUGGUUCCUGGGCGCCGACGCGGGCGAGGGGCGCGCGCGCGCCGCGAGAGAAGACGACGAGGAAGAGGAUGAAGAAGGAAGACAGGCCGCAGCGACGGCUCGCCGUCAGGGGGCGACGGCCAGCCACAGGCACUCGCGGGAGGCGCGGGCGCGUGAAAGUCCCUUCGAAAAGGAAGACUCGAGAGGAGGAGGCGACUGGCGCGACGGCGAGCGAGACCGCGAAGACAGACAGAUGAGAGACAGGGACGACGGAGAAGAAGCGAGGAAGAAGGCAGAGAGUCCGGGGCCGUCGUCGCGGCAUGCGCAGGGGGGCGAAGGACCCGCGAGACGAGGCAGAGAUCUCCGGUUCUCGGCAGAGGAUGACGCGACGGAGUGCGGCGCACUGCAUCGACGUAUGACCGAGGACGAUGUUUUUGAAAUCUCUGUAGCUGCAAUCCUCCUCGCACAACUCCACUGCGGCUUCGAAGAUCGCGCAGAUGCGCGCGCACAUUCGUCGCUUCUCCCCGGCGGGGGGAACGCCCUGGGACCAUGGCACGGAGGGGCGGGCAGAGAGCGCCGCGAACUCGCGCUUGCUGCGAUUCGCCUAUUUCACACGGCUUGCCAGCGUCUGUUGGCGUCACUCUUCCUUCCGCAUCCGCGCCGCGCCGACGAUGCGGCGCGCGGGGCGCUGUCUUUCCGCCUCGUGGAUGUUUUCCUCUCGUCUCCGCUACUUCGUGCCUCGCUGCACACGACGCAUGUGGGAAGUUUCCUCGCGUCGGUAGCCUCUGCCGCCGCAGAGCGAAGCGACGAGAGGAGCUUCCUGUCGGUCUUCUCGAGCGUCUCCAACAGACUCGUCAAAGUCGUCCCCAUCGACCUUUAUCUCGCCUUCGUCUCUGUGCUACAGACGCUGUUUUGCCUCGACCCUCUGCCGGGGUGCCUAGCGGAUCGCACGGUGGACUGGGUGAAUCGGGAGGCGCCGGUCCUCCUCUUUCCGCUUCGCUUCCUCUCGUGCCUUGCGACGGCGUGGACCGAGACGCAGCGGAGCGGCGCCUCGCCGCUGGCGCGUUUCUCCAGCGCGUUGAGUCGCGCGCUGCCUUCCUUACCAGGGCGGAAGAGACGCGCGUCGACCGCGGUCGCGGACGGCGGCUGGCGCGCGGCCUCUGCCGCCGUGGCGGCGGCGGGCGCGCCUCGGAGCGAAGUGGAGGCGCUCGUGGUGGCGCUGGAGCGCUACUCUUGCGUCGCGUCGCGGGAGUUUUCGGUGGUCGCUGGCGGCGAGCGUCUGAGGGAGACGGGUGCUGCAGAUUGCGAAGAGACGGUGGAUCGCGUCUACCUCGCUGCGUGCGCCGCGCUGCGUCUGUAUCGCCAGCUGCUCAAGGUAGAGCGCGACCGCCGUGACGCGGACGCGCGGGCUGCGCUGACGCACCAGAUGAUUCGCACGGACUUUGCCUUCGCCGCAGAAUUGGAGUCGCUGCUUGGCACCCUGCUCGGCUUCCUCCUCGUCGACCCCGUCGCGCUGAACGAGCGUAGCGCCGCCGAGGAGGGCGAGGAAGUCUACCGGCGCCGCCGGCGCAGGGAGAAAACAGCAGCCGCCUCGGGCCUAGGUGGCCUCGGAGCGCGCUUCGGGCAGGGCGCAGACGCCCUUGAAGACGAGGAGACGAGCGACGAGGAGGAGGCCACUGCGUUCGCCCCUUCGUCAGGAAGCUCGCAGAGCGCGGGACAAGCGCCGCUUCUGCAGCGCCGCGCCGGCGACGAGGAUACCUUCGGGCCUCGAUGCGACAGACAUGAAGCUGGACUCGCUCUUGGCGCAGCGCAGCCUGCGGACAUCGUCCUUCGUGCUUCGCGUGGAAGGCGAGUCGAUCCGGCGCUUCGUCUUCUCCUCGUCCUCCAGCCAGGAAACGACGCAGUCAAAUGGGAUGCUGUUCUGCUUGUGCUUCAAGUCCUCGGCUUCUCUCUCGGCUGCUACAACCGGAACUUCGCCAGCCUGACGCUCGGCGCAGCGGUCGACGAAGAGGCGCGGAGUGUUGCAUCGAAGCACAUUGGCACCGUCUGCGAAGCGACGCUCUCGCUCUCUCUCCUGGCCAUCCAGGCGCUGCUCACUGAGAAGGCAGACAGGCACUUCUGUUCGGUGCAGGCGUUCUCGCUCUUCCUGUCGUCGCUGGAGGCGGCGAUUCACCUGCUUCACGGCAUGCUGCUGCUCUCGCUGCGCCGGUCGCCUCGUUUCGCGCCAGAGGCGACCCCGGCGGCCGCGCGCUGGUCGGGCGCCCAGGCGUUUAACCCCUCGCGGACGCAGGAGCUGCUGGCGCUGCAUCCGCAGUUCUUGGACCUGCUUCCGCUUCUCGACGAGCUGCGCUACGCGUGCGCCGCCAGCCGCGCGCCCCUCGGGUUCACCCGCGGCAGCGGCGCCAGGUCGUGCGAGGGAAGCGCCCAGAGGCUCGGGGACUGCGGCAGAGCCAAAGGCGCGCGCGCUGGCGCCGUGGACGAUGACUCCCAAGCGGCGCUCGACGCCAUCGCCUUCUUCGCCGACAGACUGCAGACGCUCAUCCAUUUUUUCCUAAAGAACUGA